Molecule: messenger RNA, 3691 nt
Organism: Talpa occidentalis (Iberian mole)
Lineage: Eukaryota; Metazoa; Chordata; Mammalia; Eulipotyphla; Talpidae
Gene: COL6A1
Product: collagen type VI alpha 1 chain
Exons: 35
Coding region: 46-3153 (1035 amino acids)
Source: RefSeq, a predicted model, not a curated record
UCUCCCUGCCGCGCAGGACCUGCCCAGCUCCCGGCCACCGAGGCCAUGAGGCCGGCCCGCGCCCUGCUGCCCCUGCUGCUGCAGGCCUACUGGGCCACCGCUCAGAAUGGCCCGGCCACCCCGGCUGUCGCCUUCCAAGACUGCCCAGUGGACCUGUUCUUCGUGCUGGACACCUCCGAGAGCGUGGCCCUGAGGCUGAAGCCCUACGGGGCCCUGGUGGACAAGAUCAAGGACUUCACCAAGAGCUUCAUUGACAACCUGAGAGACAGGUACUACCGCUGCGACCGCAACCUGGUGUGGAACGCGGGCGCGCUGCACUACAGCGACGAGGUGGAGAUCAUCCAGGACCUGCGGCCCAUGCCCCGCGAGCGCGACGCGCUCAAGGAGCGCGUGGGCAAAAUCGAGUACUUCGGGAAGGGCACCUACACCGACUGCGCCAUCAAGACCGGGCUGGAGCAGCUGCUGGUGGGGGGCUCCCACCUGAGGGAGAACAAGUACCUGAUCGUGGUGACGGACGGACACCCCCUGGAGGGCUACAAGGAGCCGUGCGGGGGCCUGGAGGACGCCGUGAACGAGGCCAAGCACCUGGGCGUCAAGGUCUUCUCCGUGGCCGUCAAGCCCGACCACCUGGAGCCACGUCUGAGCAUCAUCGCCACGGACCACACGUACCGGCGCAACUUCACCGCGGCCGACUUGGGCCAGAACUCCGACGUGGAUCUGGCCAUCGCCCAGACCAUCGAGACCAUCACCGACAUGAUCAAAAAUAACGUGGAGCAAGUGUGCUGCUCCUUCGAGUGCCAGCCUGCCAGAGGACCGCCAGGACUGCAGGGUGACCCCGGGUAUGAGGGAGAGCGAGGAAAGCCGGGGCUCCCGGGAGAGAAAGGAGAAGCGGGAGAGCCGGGACGGCCCGGGGACCUCGGCCCCGUCGGCUACCAGGGCAUGAAGGGAGAGAAGGGGAGCCGGGGGGAGAAGGGCUCCAGGGGGUCCAAGGGCUACAAGGGCGAGAAGGGCAGGCGCGGCGUGGACGGCCUGGACGGCGUGAAGGGCGAGACUGGCUACCCGGGCCUGCCGGGCUGCAAGGGCGCACCGGGCUUCGAGGGCCUCCAAGGACCCCCCGGGCCCAAGGGCGAUGCGGGUGCAUUUGGGCUGAAAGGAGAAAAGGGCGAGCCUGGAGCCGACGGGGAGCCCGGGCGGCCGGGGAGCACGGGGCCUCCGGGAGACGAGGGCGAGCCAGGAGAGCCGGGCCCCCCCGGAGAGAAGGGAGAAGCCGGAGAUGAGGGAAACCCAGGACCGGACGGGGCCCCUGGAGAGAGGGGCGGCCCCGGGGAAAGAGGACCCCGGGGGACCCCCGGCCUGCGGGGCCCCAGAGGAGACCCGGGCGACGCUGGACCCCAAGGUGACCAGGGACGAGAAGGCCCUGUUGGCGUCCCCGGGGACCCGGGCGAGGCCGGGCCCCUGGGGCCUAAGGGGUACCGAGGUGACGAGGGGCCGCCGGGGUCCGAGGGUCCCAAAGGAGCCCCAGGACCUGUCGGACCCCCAGGAGACCCCGGGCUGAUGGGUGAAAGGGGUGAAGACGGCCCCCCCGGGAACGGCACCGAAGGGUUCCCCGGCUUUCCGGGCUACCCCGGCAGCAGGGGCCCCCCCGGGAUAAACGGCACGAAGGGCUACCCCGGCCUCAAGGGGGACGAGGGAGAAGUCGGGGAUCCUGGAGACGACGACGACACCCCCGCAAAGCAAGGUCCCAAAGGGGCCAAGGGGUACCGGGGCCCUGAAGGCCCCCAGGGCCCCCCAGGACCCAUGGGACCACCUGGGCCGGACGAAUGCGAGAUCCUGGACAUCAUCAUGAAAAUGUGCUCGUGCUGCGAGUGCAAGUGCGGCCCCAUCGACAUCCUCUUCGUGCUGGACAGCUCGGAGAGCAUCGGGCGGCAGAACUUCGAGAUCGCCAAGGACUUCGUCAUCAAGGUCAUGGACCGCCUGAGCCGGGACGAGCUGGUCAAGUUUGAGCAGGGGCAGUCGAGCGCAGCCGUGGUGCAGUACAGCCACAACCAGACGCAGGAGCACGUGGAGCUCCGGAGCCCCGGCAUCAGGAACGCCCAGGACCUCAAAGAAGCCAUCAAGAAGCUGCAGUGGAUGGCGGGGGGCACCUUCACGGGUGAGGCCUUGCAGUACACCCUGGAUCGGCUGGUCAUAUCCAGAAACCAGAACCCCCGCGUCGCCCUGGUCAUCACCGACGGCCGCUCGGACACCCAGAGGGACCCCACGCCCCUUAACGUGCUCUGUGGCCACGACAUCCAGGUGGUGUCCGUGGGCAUCAAGGACCUGUUCGGCUCCAGCGCCAGCUCCGACCAGCUCAACAUCAUCUCCUGCCAAGGCCUGGCCACCCCGGGCCGACAGGGCAUCUCGCUGGUGAAGGACAACUUCGCGGACCUGCUGGACGACAACUUCCUGAAGAACGUGACCGCCCAGAUCUGCAUAGACAAGAAGUGCCCGGAUUACACCUGCCCGAUCACCUUCUCCGCCGCCACCGACAUCACCAUCCUGCUGGACGGCUCGGCCAGCGUGGGCAGCCACAACUUCGACACCACCAAGCACUUCGCCAAGCGCCUGGCCCAGCGCUUCCUGACGGCCGCGCGCACCGACCCGGCCCACGAGGUGCGCGUCGCCGUGGCCCAGUACAGCGGCCCCGGCCAGCAGCGGCCCGGCCGCGGCGCCCUGCAGCUCCUGCAGAACUACACGCUGCUGGCCAGCACCGUGGACGGCCUGGACUUCUUCAACGACGCCACGGAUGUGAGCGACGCCCUGGGCUUCGUGACCCGCUUCUACCGCGAGGCCUCCCCGGGGGCUCCCGUCAAGCGGCUGCUGCUCUUCUCCGACGGCCACUCGCAGGGGGCCACGGCGGCGGCCCUGGAGAAGGCCGUGCGGGAGGCCCAGCGGGCCGGCCUGGAGAUCUUCGUGGUGGUGGUGGGCGGCCAGGCUAACGAGCCCCACCUGCGCAUCCUGGUCACGGGCAAGGAGGCCGAGUACAACGUGACGUACGCGGAGCAACACCUGUUCCGCGUGCCCAGCUACGCGGCGCUGCUGCGGGGCGUCCUCUACCAGACCGUGUCCCGGAAGGUGGCCAUGGGCACGCGACCCGCCCACCCGGCCGCCUGAGCCGCCCCCCUGGCUGCCGUCCUCUCGGGAAAGGCCAGGAAUGGGGAGCAGGACGCGGCUGUGCGCCCCUCCCGCCCCCCCAGGCCCUGGGGGGGCUGGGGCUGCCUGCCUCCCCCCAAGGCCCCCGGUGGAUUUUCCUCAGGAGCCCUGGGGAGUCUCUGUUCAGGGAUUCAUGGGCUUGAGGCCCCACACAGCCCGCCAGGAGCCGGCCGGUUCCGCUUAGGCGAGCCAAGGCCCGAGGGAGUGUGGGGAACCCCCACCCCGGUUCCUGCCAUGGCCCCAGAGCUCAGGACCCCCAAGACCAGAGCCCCGAGGGGCUCCUGCCAGCCUUGCCCCUCAGAAAGGUGCUACCAGCGGAGCCUGCGGCCACUUGCCCAAGCACCGCAGCGUCCCUGAGGCGCGGCCACCCGCCCUGGCCUCCCUCAUGAGGCCCCUCCCGAGGCCGUUUCACUCCUGCCCGCGUCUCCCUGACCCGGCCCUGUGGGCGACUUCUCCGAAUAAAGGUCCUCUCGUCCCCGUGUCGUCCCAAGGCGUCAAC